This is a messenger RNA of Ficedula albicollis (Collared flycatcher), 1574 nucleotides long. RefSeq names its product spermidine synthase (gene SRM). Lineage: Eukaryota; Metazoa; Chordata; Aves; Passeriformes; Muscicapidae. Gene Ontology annotation, cellular component: cytosol. The record is from RefSeq and is a predicted model, not a curated record. The transcript is spliced from 8 exons. Gene Ontology annotation, molecular function: spermidine synthase activity. Bases 8 to 892 code for a protein of 294 amino acids. Gene Ontology annotation, biological process: spermidine biosynthetic process.
CGGCGGCAUGGAGCGCGGCGCGGCGGCGCUGAUCCGCGAGGGCUGGUUCCGCGAGACGUGCCGCCUGUGGCCCGGCCAGGCCAUGUCGCUGCAGGUGGAGGAGCUCCUGCACCACCAGCGCUCCCGCUACCAGGAGAUCCUCGUCUUCCGCAGCACCACGUACGGCAACGUCCUGGUCCUGGACGGGGUGAUCCAGUGCACGGAGCGCGACGAGUUCUCCUACCAGGAAAUGAUCGCCAACCUGCCGCUCUGCAGCCACCCCGACCCCCGCAAGGUGCUGAUCAUCGGCGGCGGCGAUGGGGGAGUGCUGCGGGAGGUGGUCAAACACCCGACCGUGGAGUCCGUGGUGCAGUGCGAGAUCGAUGAGGAUGUGAUCCAGGUAUCUAAAAAAUACCUCCCAGGGAUGGCAGUGGGGUAUUCCAGUGCUAAGCUGACCUUGCAUGUGGGAGAUGGUUUUGAGUUCAUGAAACAAAAUCAAGAAGCCUUUGAUGUGAUUAUCACGGACUCGUCUGACCCCAUGGGUCCUGCAGAAAGCUUGUUCAAAGAAUCUUAUUACCAGCUGAUGAAGACAGCCCUGCGAGAAGAUGGGAUUCUCUGCUGCCAAGGUGAGUGCCAGUGGCUGCACCUGGAUCUCAUUAAGGAGAUGCGUCAGUUCUGCAAGUCUCUGUUCCCGGUAGUGGAAUACGCCUAUUGCACCAUCCCCACGUACCCCAGCGGGCAGAUUGGCUUCAUGCUCUGCAGCAAGAACCCCAACACAAAUUUCCGGGAGCCCGUGCAGCAGCUGUCGCAGCAGCAGGUGGAGGAGAGGAGUCUGAAAUACUACAACUCUGAUAUUCACAGGGCAGCAUUCAUUCUGCCAGAGUUUGCACGGAAGGCCCUGAGUGAUGUGUGAGACCCAGAUGCUGCUUCCUUCCUUCAAGCUGGACUCUGAGAUCAUCAGUGAUGUGGCUGGGAUCUUCUCAGCAGACUGCAGAUUUGCUCUCCACUGUGUGGGAUUGUUUAACCCUUGGCCAGCCAACAUUCCCUCUGAUGUGUUAAAGAUGAUGGGGCAUAAGCCAGAUAAGACUAUUGAAAAGGUCCAGUGACUUAUUGUGUGAGGUCAAAACUGUUCUUUCCAGUGCUGGAAAUGUAAGAUGUCUUUUUCCUUUCUCUCUUCCCUGCACCUGUUCUAAAUUCUCCCAUCCGAACCACACCCCCCACCCCUCCAGCUGACUGAUGUAUUUAUAACUGACACAUAUUUCUGUCUGGGAAGAGUCCAAAGGGUCCCUGACUCAGCCUUAAGCACAGAGAGAGAGAAGGAGAGCUUUGUGCACAGUUAGCUCACUCUCUCCUCACGGGAGCUCCCUGCUGCUGACACAUUUUGACUGGUGACAGGUCUGAGCCUUUGUGUCCCACUGCCCUGCAGCACAGCCGGACAAGUCACAGUGCAAACUGUUGCCAUUCAAAACAGGUCUCCCUCCAACCCUGAUGGAGUAGCAGUAUUAAACACCAGCCAGGCAGGCUGGCAGCAGUCUUUUUUGGUUGUUAAUUUUUUUAAUUGAUUAGAAACAGAGAUGCUGAGGUGCCAAGAGGCU